Messenger RNA from Pediculus humanus corporis (human body louse), 630 nucleotides. RefSeq names its product GTP-binding nuclear protein RAN1, putative. Bases 1 to 630 code for a protein of 209 amino acids. Gene Ontology annotation, molecular function: GTP binding; GTPase activity. The record is from RefSeq and is a predicted model, not a curated record. Lineage: Eukaryota; Metazoa; Arthropoda; Insecta; Psocodea; Pediculidae. The transcript is spliced from 5 exons.
AUGUCAUCCUCCGGUGAUUUUGGAAAUCCACUUAGGAAGUUCAAGCUUGUAUUUUUAGGAGAGCAGAGUGUGGGUAAAACGUCAUUAAUAACGAGGUUCAUGUACGAUAGUUUUGACAAUACAUACCAAGCAACAAUCGGUAUAGAUUUCCUAUCGAAAACAAUGUAUCUCGAAGACAGGACGGUAAGACUGCAACUCUGGGACACCGCUGGACAGGAAAGGUUUCGGAGUUUAAUACCAUCUUACAUUAGAGAUUCAACGGUAGCCGUCGUUGUUUAUGAUAUUACAAAUGCCAAUUCGUUUCAUCAAACGUCAAAAUGGAUCGAUGACGUACGAACGGAAAGGGGAAGCGAUGUUAUCAUUAUGCUAGUUGGAAAUAAAACAGAUUUAAGUGAUAAGAGACAAGUUUCGUCGGAGGAAGGAGUGAAAAAGGCUAAAGAAUUAAACGUUAAGUUCAUAGAGACUAGUGCGAAAGCAGGGUAUAACGUCAAACAGUUGUUUAGAAGGGUGGCUGCUGCACUACCGGGAAUGGAUUCGACGGAAAACAAACCCCCCGAAGACAGGCAAGAAGUCAUAUUAAAGGAUACGCCGAAUCAAGUUCAAAAUCCGGAAGGGGGUUGUGCAUGCUAA